AUGAUUCACCAAUCCGGACCCUUUCCGACACAUACGCUCGAUACGCCUUCGAGCUUCAUCAGUCUGGCGUUCCGAGCGCUUCGAACUGCUGGCCUUCUUGCCGGCCUUGGUCUGACAGCUCUCGCUGCCUACCAGCGCAAUCAAGAAGAGGCCAACAUGAACUUCCAAGAUGGGAGUAGGGCUCGGGGCGAUAGAGAAGCCGGCCUCAAUCGCGAAGUCGUCUACUGCCAUGCGUGCGAACACGAAUGGGAAAAGGAUACGCUUCAUGGACUCAUUUCCCAAGAGAACGAUCCUCGCGACUUCCACGAUGCCCCAUCGCCUCUCUCCUCCGGCGACGGUCCCCGUGGGCCCCGCAGGGCAGACUCCGACUCCGACCCCGACGAAGCUGAUAUUGAGGAACACUUACACCAAGGCCCCCAUGGAUUCAAUGUACAUCGAUCCACAUGGGGUCAUCCUCACGGAGAUGAACAAGGUGGGCGCCAGCCGCCUGAUCCCGCCAAUGGGGACCAGGUGAUAGGCCGCUUCCUCGAGCUCCUGAGCACAUUUGGAAACGGGGCACAAGGCGGGCCAGACUUUGACCAUGACCAUCCGCAAAGGCCUCCCCAACCAUUUGGCAGCAGUCCAUUUGGCGGUUCUGGAAAUGUGCGGACGUUCACUACUAGGCGAGGGAACGGUUUCACAAGCUUCACAAUCGCUACCGGACCGAUCCAUGUCCAAGGCGGUGGUCGGGCUCGAGCAUUUGGACGCCCUUCCGAAGAGCAGGGGCAGGGGCAGGGGCAGGGGCAGGGCAAUGAUGAUUUUCAGUCAGUUUUCAGCAACAUUCUCACGGGCGCCGGUCCACCACAACAGCCGCACGGUGAAGACAUGCCUGGACAAGGCCCACGGCCCCGCGCCGCUGGUACCCAGAACCUUGCUGCGAGUCUGCAUCAGAUCUUGAACAUGCUGGCCCCAGGAAAUGGUCAAUUUGGUGAUGCGGUCUACACGCAAGAAGCUCUCGACCGGAUCAUUUCCAACAUGAUGGAGACGAACCCGCAGUCAAACGCCGCGCCGCCAGCCUCUGAGGACGCCAUCGGCAAAUUGCAACGCAAGGCAGUGGAUGACGACAUGCUGGGCCCCGAAGGCACGGCCGAGUGUACCAUUUGCAUCGAUGAGCUGAAGAAGGGCGAGGAAGUGGUAUACUUGCCUUGCAAGCACUGGUUCCAUGACACGUGCGUCGUGAUGUGGCUCAAGGAGCACAACACUUGUCCCAUUUGUCGAACACCGAUCGAGGAGAGGACCGAAAGUGCGAGCGAUGGUCAGCAAGGUGAUGGAGGGGAAGGGAGCGGCAGACCGGCACCCGGACCAUCGAAUUCAGCGCCACCCGGUGGUGGACAACCUCCCCCGUUUUUCGGGUUCGGCAUGCCAAGUCCCCACGGUGAUGGCGCUCCUCCCCCCAACAGCACAGGCGGCCGGGGCUAUGCUGCUCCGCCGCAACCGCCUCACCCGUCGACGCGGCCUGUACAUACACGGCAAUUCCACUGGUCCUUCCAACUACCACAGAAUGGGCCAGCGGGCAACACGAGGGGCGAGGGCAGCUCCCGCAGCCCUCGAGGCUAUGACAUCUUCCCACCGAGACCGUACGACUCACAGUCUUCGUCUCGACAGUCGUCUCAGAGGCGGCACUCGAUGUCUCCACCAGCAACGAACACGGGCUCUCGCACUAGGCAACGAAGCCCAACACCGAGCAGUUGGAAUCGGGAACACCAGCAGGCCGGGGCAGGCCAAGGACAGAACCAGACUCCAUCACAGGGUGGCCCGCUUAGUUGGCUGAGGAAUCGCUUGUCCAGGUCUGGUCCGAGUGACGGGCCGCCCCCGGAUGGUGAAUCUCGGUAA
Molecule: messenger RNA, 1872 nt
Organism: Verticillium nonalfalfae
Lineage: Eukaryota; Fungi; Ascomycota; Sordariomycetes; Glomerellales; Plectosphaerellaceae
Exons: 4
Coding region: 1-1872 (623 amino acids)
Biological process (GO): protein ubiquitination
Molecular function (GO): ubiquitin protein ligase activity
Source: RefSeq, a predicted model, not a curated record